GCAAGGACCACUGCUACUCCUCUUUCUGGAACCAAUCACUGCCAAGGUCAGAGGGCAUCACUAUAUCAGCUCCACAGUUGGAACUGAUUCUUAGUUGUAAAAGAGCUGCAACAAGAGCCUGAAGGUUUUACAGUGACUUUUGAGGACAUUCUUAACUUUAUUUUAAAGCAUCUGCAGUCAUGGCACCGAUUCUUCUGAACUGUAUGGGAAAUGAACACAAUGAGUACAUCAAGCAACAGGUCCAAGUGAAAAAUCCCUAUUUGGGCACCAUGGAAGAGGACAUUCUAUACCAUUUCAGCUUGAGCACCAGGACACACAACCUCCCUGAAAUGUUUGGAGAUAUUAAGUUUGUGUGUGUUGGUGGAAGCGCAAAUCGUAUGAAGGCUUUUGCCCAGUUCAUCCACCAUGAGCUUAAACUGCCAGGAAAUCCAGAAGAAAUCAAAGAUAUCUGUGACGGAACUGAUCGUUACUGCAUGUACAAAGUGGGACCGGUGCUCUCUAUAAGUCAUGGCAUGGGAGUCCCCUCAAUUUCCAUUAUGUUGCACGAGCUCAUUAAACUUCUGCAUCAUGCUCAGUGCCGUGAUGUUAUCCUGUUUCGACUGGGAACGUCAGGUGGAGUUGGUUUGGCACCAGGAACUGUGGUGAUCACUGAGAAAGCAGUGGACUACUCUUUUCGUCCCCAGUUUGAACAAGUGGUUCUGGGUAAAGUAAUAACCAGAAGCACCGAGCUAGAUAAAGGAGUAUCCAGCGAGCUUCUUCAGUGUUCCACUGAACUUGAAAACCUCCCAACCGUUAUUGGAAACACCUUGUGCACCCAUGACUUUUAUGAAGGUCAGGGCCGACUGGAUGGAGCUCUCUGUUCCUUCUCUCAUGAGGAAAAACUGGAAUAUCUGAGAAAAGCUUUUGAGGCCGGAGUGAGGAACAUUGAAAUGGAGUCCACUGUUUUUGCUGCCAUGUGCCGUGUCUGUGGCGUCAAAGCGGCUGUGGUUUGCGUCGCAUUGUUGAACCGCUUCGACGGGGACCAGAUCACCUCCUCUCAUGACGUUCUGGUGGAGUACCAGCAGAGACCUCAAAUCCUGGUGUCUCACUUUAUCAAGAAACGUUUGGGAAUUCUUGCCUGAGACCACUUCACCUUUAAAAGACUGUACAAAGCUCUGAAUAAUAUGUGGAUAUGUAUAUACAUAAAAUGUAGUUACCGUGUUAAUAUUUGCAUUAGACAUUCAUUUAAGUCAGUUAAGAUUGUUCUGAUUUAAGGGAUAAAGCUAAAAAUGAUAAUUUUACAGAUAUAUAUUUAAGUGUGUAUUUUAUCUUUUCAUAGCAAAGCUCUUGUAUUUAUGUGAUAAAAUUAUUGAAUAUAAAUGUUUUCUGUAAGCUGAUUUUAAAGUCAAAGCCAACACAGCCUUUAUAAGCAAUACUCAUUGUCGCUACAACUACAUAUGAAAGCUAUGCGGUGAGGGGAUGCUUUUAGGAUCCCUUUCGCAUUUGAAUGACUGGAAUAAGAAGAAAAAACAGCUGGAGAUUGUCUGCUGAUAGUGAAGACUCCACAAUAAAUUAUUUCAAAGUUAAAAGAUGUUUUGUAAUAAUUGCUGUUUUGUAAUUUGUCUCAUGAUCGAAGAAGAUGGUGUACAGCCUUAUUCAGUUUUUAUUAUGUCAUAGUCAGUAACAUGUAUCACACUUGGUGUAUUCUGUAAGUCUAAAAAUGUCACCUCAAACUUCUUUAUGUAAAAAACAAUAAAUUGUUGGAACAGUAACUGUUUUAAGAUUUCAUGUUAAAAUCAAAUAUUGAUGAUACUUUUCAUAUUCUGUACUGCUAAUGAAGUGUAAAAUCCCUAAUAAAGACCUCAUAGAAAUUAAAUGUGUCACUUAGGUUGAGUUUUUUUUUAAAAAAAAAAAUCUUUUUUUUUUAUACAGUGACCUGAACAGAACA
This is a messenger RNA of Menidia menidia (Atlantic silverside), 1927 nucleotides long. Lineage: Eukaryota; Metazoa; Chordata; Actinopteri; Atheriniformes; Atherinopsidae. The record is from the annotation of a GenBank genome assembly.